GAAGAAACCACUGGUGGACUGGGCCUGAGAGACAUCACGCCAUAGAUAAACAUGGUCAUCCCUGUAGCCUACAUAGCAGCAGGAGCAGUAGGAGCUGUUGUCGCGACCCCUCUUGUUCUGGGGGCCGCAGGUUUCACCUCAGCUGGGAUAGCAGCAGGCUCUGUGGCUGCUAAAAUGAUGUCAGCUGCUGCAGUUACCGGUGGAGGAGGAGUGGCAGCAGGCAGUACGGUGGCUGUUCUACAGUCAGCAGGUGCGGCUGGUCUGUCAGGAGCUGCCACUGCAGCUGUGGCUGGUGUUGGAGCAGCAGCUGGAGCAGCAGCGGGAUGGGUGUCUAGCCUCUUCCACAAAAAACCUUGAAGGACUAUGAUUGAUUAAAAUUGAUUAGACUUCUGACAAAAACAGUAAUUCACUUUGGUGAAUAUACUUUUUAAUUUUUGAUGUCUGUGCAAUAAAUUUAAACUUCCUGUGAAAA
Scomber japonicus (chub mackerel) is the source of this 472-nucleotide messenger RNA. Its product is annotated as interferon alpha-inducible protein 27-like protein 2A. Lineage: Eukaryota; Metazoa; Chordata; Actinopteri; Scombriformes; Scombridae. Gene Ontology annotation, cellular component: mitochondrion; membrane. Gene Ontology annotation, biological process: apoptotic signaling pathway. The record is from RefSeq and is a predicted model, not a curated record. Bases 52 to 357 code for a protein of 101 amino acids. The transcript is spliced from 4 exons.